Messenger RNA from Cydia splendana, 2361 nucleotides. RefSeq lists its product as uncharacterized. The transcript has 3 exons. Lineage: Eukaryota; Metazoa; Arthropoda; Insecta; Lepidoptera; Tortricidae. The record is from RefSeq and is a predicted model, not a curated record. The coding region runs from base 279 to 1637 and encodes 452 amino acids. Gene Ontology annotation, molecular function: zinc ion binding; nucleic acid binding.
AAAUUUUGGGGGAAUUUAUGUUGACUUUGGCAACAUUGAAAGUUGUACAGUACUCGUCCCACCAUUUUAAAUUGUUGGCGGAAGGUCACCGAACAGUUGCGAGUUCCCCAGGAAGGUUCCUUAAAUUACACAGGUACAGUGAACUCGCCUCCGUCAACCACACCGGACGAGACAAAAAUUUUCAUCGGAAUUGACGAAAACCCCGGAUAAGACUGUUUAAUACCAGGACAAGACUAUUUCUCGGCUUAGACAAGACUACGGUCUAGACAAAUACCAGAAUGGACGACAUUCUUUUAGCAAGGCUUAGGCUCAUUAAUGACAAACUCACAACAGACUUAGAAGUAAUUCCGGUUACUGUUAAUUUAGAAAAUUUAGUGCAAGCUCAGAUUACCUACGGUAAAUUAGAAGCAUCACUGAAAAGACUUAACGGAGACCUGACGGAGUACUUUAGGCUGGCUUCGACACCCGCAUCGGAUGAAAUCUACUUGAUAAGUGGACUUCAACUUCAAGCAGAAGAGACUUUAGCGGAACUUAAGGUGAAGAUCGACCAAAUAUCUACAUCAAGCAAACCAUCAGAGAAGCUGACUGAAGCGAACUCCUCGUGCAGACUUCCUAAGCUUCAGCUGCCGGUGUAUAAUGGGGAUGUACUGGCGUGGUAUGAAUUUUGGGAUGCCUUCAGAAGCAACAUCGAUGCAAGGAACCUGCCGGAAGUGGACAAGCUUUCAUAUCUUAAGACUUCAGUCAAGGGAGAUGCCAAAAAAGCUAUUGACGGUCUAGCGACUACUAGCACCAACUAUGCUAUUGCGGUUUCAAUACUGAAAGAAAGGUUCGGGAAAACUUCACAUCUCAUAGAUGCGCAUUAUGCCACAUUAUAUAAAAUUAAGAUGGCCAAAGGCAAUGCGGAUGAUUGCAGAAGGACUUUCAACGAGAUUGAAAGGAACCUUAAGAUUUUAGAAUCACUAGGUGAGAACAUUAAUCAUAAUCACCUGCGCUUCAUGCUACUAGAGAAGUUUCCUUCUGAUCUAGUAUAUGAGAUAAAACUUAAAGUUAAGGAUGAUUCCAUUCAAGAACUGAGAAGCCAAAUGGACAAAAUAAUCACUGCCAAGGAGGAUGCGGAGAGGAUAUCGAGUAUGAAACGCCCUCUGGACUCAGAAGCUAGUACGGUCGGGAUUCUUCAUGUGAAUGCGAAACGCGCGAGAUACGCAAGUCAGUCCCAACUACAUCACAGUAAACAGAGUAAACAAAACCAGCAGAGAGACUUCGAUAAGCGACCUGUACAGAAGAAGUUUAAGGGUUUCAAGAAAAAUAGCAAUAGAGGCAACAGACCAAACCAAGCUUCAACUUCAAGCAAGGAUCAGAAAGAAACUCAGCGAAGUCCUCAAGAGGUCAGGAAGGGAUUGGAUUGUAUAUUUUGCAAAGGGGGCCAUUAUAACGAUAGCUGCCCUGAAGCAUCUACUUUAGCCGAAAGGAAGAAACGACUUGAAGGACGAUGCUUCAUCUGUUUCAAGCAGAAUCACUUGGCAAAAGACUGUAAGAGUAAGAAAAAAUGCGCUCGCUGCCAUAGUGAAGUACUGCAUAAUCGAGCAUUAUGUCCUUCAAAUUUUCAGAAGGAUACAACGGAGAAGAAACAGUCCUGACUGUUCUAGAAGAGGGAAUCACUGCACUCCAAACGGCAACAGUUUAUGCAAGCCCCCUAGAUAAUAAGAACAAACUAUUUAAAUAUAGACUUCUCUUAGAUCCAGGUUCCCAACGCUCUUAUGUAACAUUCCGGACUGCAAAGGAACUAAAGCUUCCCGUCGAAGAAGAGAGUCAUCUAGUAGUAUUCACCUUCGGCGACGAUCCUCCCAGAGAGAUACAUAGCCCAAUAGUCACUCUUCAUCUACUAUCUAGAACAAACAAGAACAUAGUAAUACAGGCUAACUGCGUAGAGCAUAUCUCCAGAGGUUAUAUACCUAAUGUCAAGAUGAAGAACUUACCGGAGUCAUAUACACUAGCGGACGACGGGUCGCUGAGCGGACCUGUACAGAUCUUGGUUGGAAACGAAUAUUACUGCAACAUAACUUACGAGAAAAGGGUACAACUGGAUAGCAAUUUGUUUCUAAUCGACUCUGCACUUGGUUGGAUAAUUAGUGGUAGAGCAGAACCACAGCUUAGAGACGAGUCGUACGUAGUGACUUACACUCAGACUUGCAUUGAAACGAAGCUUCAUCAGCCAGAUCCACCUCUUUGUAAUGGAGACAUAAAGAGCCUUUGGGAACUAGAAUGCAUAGGUAUUAGUGAUUCCCCAAGAGCAACUAGAGAAGAAGAAGCCAUCAAAUAUUUUAAUGAUACAACUUUAAAAUUAAAUAAUCGAUACACGGU